Brassica oleracea var. oleracea is the source of this 822-nucleotide messenger RNA. RefSeq lists its product as uncharacterized. The transcript has a single exon. The record is from RefSeq and is a predicted model, not a curated record. The coding region runs from base 1 to 822 and encodes 273 amino acids. Gene Ontology annotation, cellular component: nucleus. Lineage: Eukaryota; Viridiplantae; Streptophyta; Magnoliopsida; Brassicales; Brassicaceae.
AUGACGCAGGAUGUAUCUGAUGAAUUACAAGCUUUGUUUUCCGCAGCCAUCGAAGCCAGCUAUCUUACACGAAACCAAGGCGGCAUCGAACUCUGUGUUGACGCGUUGAGUAGGUUGAAGUCUGCGUCUCUUUCCGUCAACGAUAUUCAACGAUUUUCUAAGUCAAUAUUUCGGUUGGAGACUCUGAGAACUCAUAAAAGCCCUAAGAUCAGUGAAGUAUCUCAGUCUUUGUUCGAUUCGUGGUUGUCCACUCUCUACAGACAAGGAAGAAGAGACCAAUCUCUAAAGCCGAAUAAGAAGAAGACGGAGACGCUGCUUGCAAAAACGGAACGGGACAUCAAAGAGUACAAAGAUGAUGGUGGUGGUAAGGUUACAACCAAAACCUUGCUUCCUCCUCCGAGGAGAGUCGCUGCUUGCAAAAACCCUAAUUCCGCGGGGGAAACAGAGGAGAUGGUGGAGCUGCUCGAAGCAGCGAAGAAAGCGGCUGACGUGGCCAACGCUAAGGGUAUUCUCUCUGGCAAAUCAGACGCGUUGAGGUGUGUUGAAGCUAUCUCAUUACUCAUGAAGAUGAACGUCACUCCAAAACCUAAUGAGCCAAGGAGGAUGUUCGAAAGGCUGGAGAGACUUUCCAAGCACAAGGACCGUACGAUUUGCAGUGCUGCAACAACCCUUCUCCAGCUUUGGAGGCAGAGGAUCAGAGAACAAGAACGUAAAGCUGCGUCAGCCAUCGAUAUGAUUCUUCACAAAACUCGUGGAGUUCAUCAGAUACGCGGCCAGGGCUUCACAAGAGAACCUACAAAGACGAGGAAACUAGUGAUGUGA